Messenger RNA from Polychytrium aggregatum, 2565 nucleotides. RefSeq lists its product as uncharacterized. The transcript has 18 exons. Gene Ontology annotation, molecular function: protein binding. Bases 256 to 2328 code for a protein of 690 amino acids. Gene Ontology annotation, biological process: cell division. The record is from RefSeq and is a predicted model, not a curated record. NCBI's taxonomy places the organism in Eukaryota, Fungi, Chytridiomycota, Chytridiomycetes, Polychytriales.
CGCGGUCAAAAGAAAAAAAGCCAUGCCCGCGCGGCUCGAACCACAGGCCCACCAAGCCACGCUUCCAGCCAGCCAGCCUCCGGCUCGAUCCGGAUCCAGCGGUGCCAAAGCAGUCCGGAUCGUGGUCCUGGCGAUCAAGCGCCUGCCUCUCGACUGACCAGGCAUCCGCCGAGCCCGACGCUGCCAGGUGAGGAUCUGCGGGACCAGAGGGUGUCGGCGAGAUCGCAGAUAUGGGGGCGUGGUGGUGCAGAUGUAAUGGCCGUCCGCAAUUGCCUCUUGCGUGGACCCUGCUCAGUGGCUCUCCUCGGCUCGCCAGCACGAUCCAGCUCUCGGCAGAUCGUCCCCAUGGCCCUGUGUCGUAGACAUGAUGAGCCCAGAGCCACAUCCAUGGAUUCCUCAGAUGCUCAGCUCAAGCUCCUCUCCUCGGCGGUGCAGCACUCGCUCCGCCACAACUUUUAUGAAAAUGCAAUCUUUCUGGCCGAAAAGCUGCGUUCGUUGGCUCCGCUGAGCAGCCAGGCGACCUAUCUCUUGGCACAGACAUACUACCAAGAUGGGCAGUUGCUAGCGGCAUACCGGCAACUGAGGAGCCAUCUCGAUGUGACUGUGAGUGCUGAGUCAUCCACAUGGUCGUGCCGGUACCUUCUUGCAAAGUGCUGCUACGAUCUUGGAAAGUACGACGAAGGGGCCGACCUGCUGGCGAAUAUUGUCGAGACGGAUGAAUCGGCAAGCAUCGACAUCCAUGACUUCAGCAUCGACAUGUGCUUCUGCCUAUACGGUCAACUGGCCAGGAAGCAACUUCAGAACGACAUCGCUCUCAAAUACUUUACCAAGGCCCUAAAGCUCAAUCCGUUUCUAUGGACAGCAUUUGAGAGUCUUGCAGAGAUAGGCUUUGAGCCCCAACUGUUCAAGAUCCACAAGGGCCUCGACGAGAGCAUCAGUGCCGAAUAUCUCAAGAGCGAGUACUUCCAGUCGCAGGUGGCCCUGCAGGCAUGCUGGAAAUCCGAAGAAAGCCAGCGGAGCCACUGCAUCGCCGAGGAGCUGGGCACCGAGAUACACAGGGAAACUGCCGAUCCUGUUGCUCAGCACCGACGGACUACGGGUGAAAAGGGAGCUGUAAAGAAAUCGCAGGCCCCCGUCCCCACCCAGAGUUUGCCUCGGCCUCUGACUCGCUCGCUGUCUCGGCAAUCCGCAGCCUCGUCCUCGCUUGUGAAUGAGCGAGAGAAGAAGCGCCCCAGAUCGACCGUGGCACAGCGAGACAACGAUCCCACAGAGCCCUCUCAUCCAGAUAAUCGUUCUAUCUUGUAUCAGCAAGCCGCAGAGGAGUUUAUGGGCAUCCUGGCACACAUGAGCACCGGGUACUAUAAACUUGCAAGAUAUCGAUGUAACGAAGCAGUCGAAUGCUUUCGGAGCAUAAGCCCCCAGAUCCAAGCCAGUGGGUGGCUCCAAUGUCAAAUUGGACGAGCAUUUUAUGAAUCUGGGAACUUCAAAGAGGCCGACGCUGUGUUUCGUCAAGUGCGUGAGAACGAGCCAUGGCGUAUGACGUGCAUGGACAUCUACUCGACGAGCUUGUGGCAGCUCAAGAAAACCGCCGAGCUCAGCUAUCUUGCCCACGAUCUGGUCUCUGUCGAUCGCAAGGCUCCCGAGGCAUGGAUCGCUGUGGCAAACUGUUUCAGCCUCAAGAGCGAGCAUGAGAUGGCAUACCGGGCACUACAGCGCGCAAUCCAGCUCGAUCCGUCCUAUCCCUACACAUACACGCUGAUGGGCCACGAGUAUUACUCGGACGGUGACUACGAACGCUCGGUCCAGUUCUACGAGAAGGCGCUCUCCCUCGAAAAGUCCUGCUACAGUGCCUGGGUCGGACUGGGCUGCAUCGCUAUCCAGCAAGAGAACCCUCAGAACGCACGAUACCACUUUGAGCGAGCCCUGCGGAUCAAUCCGUUCAAUCCGGAAAUCAACACCCACCUUGCUUUGGCUCAUGAAAAGUCCGGGAACAUGGCCGAAGCCUUAAAGUACCUCAAGCGAGCCGACAGCUGCGAACCCAAGAUUGCCACCACGGCAUUCCGGCGCGCCCGGAUUCUCUACGGCCAGGGAAAAUACAGUGAGGCUCUGGCUGAGCUUGAAGAGUCAGUCCGGAACGUUCCAAACGAGUGCAAUACCCGCUUCCUGAUGGGCAAGAUCUACAAAAAGCUCGGCGAGCCCCGCAAGGCAUUGAUGUCGUUUACCUCAGCACAAACGUACGGGAACUCAAAGUCCUCGAGCAUCAUCAAGGACGCCAUAGAGCGAGUCAAGAUGGAUGACGAGCUGAGUCCGGGUGAACUUGGCCUGUAGUAAGGAUCCACUGCUGAGCAACCUCUCGCGGUAGAUCACAGACCAGUCUCCAUUGAGUCGGCGCCGCUCCUGUGCGGCCCAUACUCUGCGGCGGAUCGAGGUGUAUAAAGAUAGCCCACGGCACUCGCACUGCAUCCGAGCAUGCUGCGGAACAAGAACGAGAGAAAAGACUUGAACAAUGCCCAGCUUUGGAUGGAAGUACUCAGGGACACACUGAAUAAACCUGUAUUUCUCAGG